CACCAGAGAGUCGAACCGGGUCAACCACCAUGAAUAAACGCAAUUCAUCCUCCUCCAUAUAACACAAUUCAUCCUCAUCGCCACAUCGCCACCUCUCCCAAAUGAACUUGAUAGAAUCGCAAACACGUACACAAUGAGAAACAGAAUGAUCUCUUGCUCGUCCCUCUGCGGAUUCCUGCUCAUUACAGCCGCCCUCACUUCAACUCUCUUCCUACCCUCUAAAACAACUCUGGCUGCCCGUGAACUCGCAGAUUACUACCCAUCAGACGACGACAAGGAGCAAAGCAAAGGGCUUGUCACGGGAAGCCACUCGACCAACUCCGGUUCGGCGACCGGAGACAGCUCAGCCUCCUCCACGUUCCAGGACCCGCCGCCGACGAGUCGUAUUAUUAACAAUCUGAAUGGGCCGCCGAGCUUUUCGCCGUCCAACUUUGAGAACGAUUCCACCACCGCCGCCACCACGACUAUGCCUAGUAGCGGCGGUGGUGGAUACUCGGGUCAACGACCGCAAGGUUAUCAAUACGAAUCGUACAGGUCGUCGUCGUCGUCGUAUCAGAGUAAUAGUAGUAAUAGUGUUUUUAGAAACGCUGAGACGACGCAGGCGUCGUCGACGAGGACUGUGACGUAUGGAUCUGGCGGCGUCACUCGUGUUACGGUUGUUUGUAAUAGUAACAAUGAGGCGCCACGUGGUUGUGAGGAGGAGGAGGAGGGAGCCAACAGUUACCCGUAAACCUAUCAUCAGCCGUACAGCAAACAACCAGCUCUGUGGCUAGCUAGCAGCCAUUAAAAUUACCAGCUAGCUAGCUAGCUAGUCCACCGCUGGAGUAACUUAAUUUGUCUUUACUUAUGAAUCCAGUUUCAAUGUAAUCGCAUGCACUUGUCUUGGGGUGAUGAUACACGCGCGUAAGGCUGUAUGUAUAGUUAUCCCCUUUCUAGCUAAUUGAGUUUAGCUGUACGUAA
Linum tenue is the source of this 960-nucleotide messenger RNA. NCBI's taxonomy places the organism in Eukaryota, Viridiplantae, Streptophyta, Magnoliopsida, Malpighiales, Linaceae. The record is from the annotation of a GenBank genome assembly.